This is a messenger RNA of Exophiala xenobiotica, 782 nucleotides long. RefSeq lists its product as uncharacterized. The transcript has 2 exons. The record is from RefSeq and is a predicted model, not a curated record. Lineage: Eukaryota; Fungi; Ascomycota; Eurotiomycetes; Chaetothyriales; Herpotrichiellaceae. Bases 33 to 611 code for a protein of 192 amino acids.
CUGGCUUUUCCGCACCAACUCUCACCACCAUCAUGGCGGACCCGAAUAUCAUCGGUCCACAGCCAGAUGCUGGCCGUAUAGUACAACAUUUCCACGGUCUCGCCGAGGAAUUGUCAAAGCUCUCAAACGUACCGGCGCUGACUGAAGGCAAUCUCAUUCAACAUGCCGUAGCACAGCUCACCGAUCAAAUUCAGCAAAGCAACGUUCAAAUCAACGCUCAAUUCAACGCUCAAUUCACUCAAUUCAACGCUCAAUUCAACGCUCAAAUCGCUCAAAUCAACGCUCAAUUCGCUCAGAGAUUUGAUCAGCUUGAUAACAAGAUCGAUACGCUCACUACUCGAGUCAUCGCGAAUGAUCACAACGCCUCAGCUCGAGUUCAAAAUUCUUAUCUUACGAAAUCCUCCGAUCGACUUACACCACUAAUAAGUCCAUUGACUAAUAUCUUUAUCGAAUGGUUUCCUGUACGAUCUGGAGAUAUUCCAAAUAUGGAGAAUGAGAGGCUUGAUUUUGUCCUACAGGAGUUGGGUUGCUCUACAAAUGGGGGAAGAGAAGCCAAAGAGAAACGAUUGAGACUGUACAUCGGUCUUCAACCUAAACCAACUGGUGCAUGAAUUCUACAAGCAGGAGAGAGGUCAAGAGUGACUUGAAGGACAGAAGUCAUGAUGAACCUGAGCCAGAAGCUGUAUCAUUAGACUAGUGUACAAUUAGGGUGAGCUCAGAGCAGUUUUCACAUUCCUUUAGUUGCCAUUGCGCAAUGGACAUCCUCCAAUAUUUGUACCCAC